AUGAGCAGCACUGAGGCUGAGAAGACCACGAUAGGCAUGAGUGACCUGUUUCACAAAUACUCAGGACUCAAUGACACCAUCGAGAAGGGGGACCCGCUGAAGCUGUUGAAGGAGAAUUUCCCCAACUUCCUCAGUGCCCGUACCAAAAUGGGCACAGAUUACUUGUCCACUGUCUUUGAGAAAAAGGACAAGAAUAAGGACGAGAAGAUUGACUUUUCCUCGUUCCUCUCCUUGCUGGGGGAUAUAGUCACAGACUACCACAAUCAUGGCCACGGAGUGCCACUCUAUUAUGGGAGAUAUUAG
This is a messenger RNA of Eubalaena glacialis (North Atlantic right whale), 303 nucleotides long. RefSeq names its product protein S100-A7-like. The coding region runs from base 1 to 303 and encodes 100 amino acids. The transcript has 2 exons. Gene Ontology annotation, molecular function: calcium ion binding. The record is from RefSeq and is a predicted model, not a curated record. NCBI's taxonomy places the organism in Eukaryota, Metazoa, Chordata, Mammalia, Artiodactyla, Balaenidae.